This is a messenger RNA of Eriocheir sinensis (Chinese mitten crab), 2010 nucleotides long. RefSeq names its product fibrillin-1-like. The record is from RefSeq and is a predicted model, not a curated record. Gene Ontology annotation, molecular function: chitin binding. The coding region runs from base 241 to 1341 and encodes 366 amino acids. Lineage: Eukaryota; Metazoa; Arthropoda; Malacostraca; Decapoda; Varunidae. Gene Ontology annotation, cellular component: extracellular region. The transcript is spliced from 2 exons.
GUGUGUGUGUGUGUGUGUGUGUGUGUGUGUGUGUGUGUGUGUGUGUGUGUAAAACUCACUCACCACGGCCUGAUCACGUGUUGGACUCGUAAUCGCCAGCAGGUACCCUCCCAACGUGCCCAAGUGCUCAUUAUUGUCGAUCUCAGGGCACUACCAGGACCUCACACCCCCCACACCCCAUCCCCCUUGCUCAAGGGGGGACAGAACUACUCCUAGUCAACGGAAAGAUUCCGGCCUGAGAUGGCUCGAACCGCCGCCCUGUCAGACCCUGAAGCCUUGCAGCGCAGCGCUCUAAUCAGUUGCGCCACGGGAGAGGUGCUGCCCCGGGGGGAGUCUGCCCUGGAGGUCUGCAUGUCCCCCCUGGCGUCGUGUGAGCCUGACUGUACUGGCACGGACAGCGGCGACAAAGUGGCCGACCCCCAAAACUGCACCAAUUACUACUUAUGCUUCAGCGGCCAACCGUUGGACCACCCGAACAGCUGUGGCAGCACUAGCCACUUCGACCCGGACGCCCAUGACUGUGUGGCCGGGACGGAGUGUGAGCCCGUGUGUGGUGGUGGAGGCUCGGGCUGCGCCAUAACCUGCUACGAAAACUUGAGCGUGGUCUCCAACCCCUUCGACUGCCACACAUACUACAUCUGCAACCCCACCGAGCCCGUUCUUGUGCGGUGCAGUGAUGAGUACCCUUUCUUUGACGGCACCGACUGCACCAAAGAUGAUACUUUCUGCUGCCCCCCAUACUGCGGCGUGAACUGCGACGGCGGAGCCACCGUCAUGGUGCCGGACCCCGAUGACUGUGGCUUGUUCUACGUGUGUGAAGACGGCGUGCAAGGCUAUCCAGGUGAUGACCACCAUUACAAAUGCGGCGACGGGCACUACUUCAACAUAACGCUUGGCAAUUGUGAGGAAGGCGACCCAAACUCCUGCACCACACUGUGCGAGGCCGCCACGGGGACUACCACCACCACCCCCACCACCCCCACCACCCCCAGCACCGGUGACUGCGUGACCACCUUCACCUGUCCCGCAGCGGGUGACUUCCCCGCCUGCCAAACCUGCCAGCCGCAAUACUUUAACUGUGCCGGCGCGGGCGUGUCGGGCGUGAUGACCACAUGCCCCGGUGACUCGGUCUUCAACCCCACGCCAGGCUACGGCUUCUGUGUCCUGCCCGCCAACUGCCCCUACCCUCAUGCCCCCAUACUUCCCUCCCCGACCCCUGAUGCCCCUAUGCCCCCCUCCCCUACCCCUGAUGCCACCAUACCCCCCUCCCCGACCCCCGAUGCCCCUAUGCCCCCCUCCCCUACCCCUGAUGCCCCCAUGCCCCCCCUCCCCGACCCUUGAUGCCCCCAUGCCCCCCCUCCCCGACCCCUGAUGCCCCUAUGCCCCCCACCCCGACCCCAGAUGGCCCCAUGCCCCCCCUCGCCGACCCAUGAUGCCCCCAUGCCCCCCCUACCCGACCCCUGAUGCCCCCAUGCCCCCCCUCCCCGACCCCUGAUGCCCCCAUGCCCUCCUCCGCUACCCCUGAUACCCCCCUCCCCUACCCCUGAUGCCCCCAUACCCCCAUCCCCUACCCCUGAUGCCCCCAUGCCCCCCUCCCCUACCCCUGAUGCCCCCAUGCCCCCAUCCCCUACCCCUGAUGCCCCCAUGCCCCCCCUCUCCAACUCCUGAUGCCCCAACCCCAGCACGCCUCCUCCCCUCCCUUGCUCUAACAUACUCACCUUCCUCCCCAGCCUCUAAACUCCCAUUCUCUCUCCUCCCCUCUCAUCGCCCCUCAGUUCCCCCUUCCAGACUGGUUAUGAUGAUGAUGAUGAUGAUGACGAUGAUGACAGGAGCCAUACCUCAGGUCGUGUGACAUGGUUGUCUAUAAUCAAUUAAUAUAUCGUGCCCCCACCCAUGAAGAAGUAUACACAUGUACGUACGUACGUAUGUAAGUACUGUACGUGGUGUGGGUCUUCCCACGACAUGUAUCAUUCCUGUCUUGGUUGGUAAUAAUAACUGCUGCCGCUAAAC